This is a messenger RNA of Chaetomium fimeti, 1021 nucleotides long. RefSeq lists its product as uncharacterized. NCBI's taxonomy places the organism in Eukaryota, Fungi, Ascomycota, Sordariomycetes, Sordariales, Chaetomiaceae. The record is from RefSeq and is a predicted model, not a curated record. The coding region runs from base 257 to 841 and encodes 194 amino acids. The transcript has a single exon.
ACUCUUCUUCCCCCGGACUUCCUCUUUUUGUGACUACGCCGAACCAACUCCAUCCACCGCCCGUCAUGAACAGAGCCUCGUGCUCAAUAUUUCCAGAACCGAGAGCAGUUUGCGUUUGACAGCUGGGACUCAGGAGCAGAAUUUUACAACACACUUUUCCGUCACAGAAACAAAGUCGCACACAACGUGGCAGCCUCGGCUGAGUCGUGUUUCUCAGAACCACCAGACCUCCCGUUGUCAUCCCGACUGGCCAACAAUGACGACAGCCACUUUUCACCCAUUUCCUCGUCUCCCAUUCGAGCUCCGUUCUCGCAUCUGGGGGCUGACGGUCGAGCCGCGGACUGUGCAUGUUCGCGUCCGGCACAACGAGGCCCUUGUCACGAACGAUGCACCGAACGGGAGGAGAACCCGGCGCAGGGGGAAACGCCCCAGCCACGUCAUGGCUCAAGUCCCACGUCUAGUCACAUCGACGCCGGUGCCAGCAACUCUGCAAUUGAACUUGCCGAGAAACUCGGAACCUCGGCCUGUACCAACAGGCCUUCUCCGAACUGACCACACAGGAGACACGUUAUGUCUGGCUGAAUUUGGAGAUCGAUAUGAUUUUCAUCGACACAUUGUCCCGUUUGGAACACUUCAAACCGGUUGCACAUCUGAUCAAGCGACUGAAGAUGGAGCGGGAAAAUACAGACGAGAGUUUCUACUACUUCGAAGCAAACGAAAUUCGCAGCUUUGCCAAUGCCACGCAAAUUCACGUCGUGUGUGGAGACGGGAUAGAAGCAUGGCAUCAGGCAUCAUGGGAGCACCACUGGCCGUGUGGGAGGGAAAACCUUUUCCUCAUUGACAAAUUUGAUGGUCGGAUGAUGAACAGUGUCGAGUUGGACGAAAUGUGCGACCAGGAAUUGAAGGAGUCAAUGGCGGCGGAACGAUACGAUGAUACGGAGACCGGUGAGCCUUUCAGUGAGGGCGAACGAUAGAAAUUACAUGUCUGCUGCCAGAUCAUUCUACUCCUUUCAUCUUCGAU